Messenger RNA from Lucilia sericata (common green bottle fly), 2903 nucleotides. Its product is annotated as protein vreteno. The record is from RefSeq and is a predicted model, not a curated record. Gene Ontology annotation, molecular function: nucleic acid binding. Lineage: Eukaryota; Metazoa; Arthropoda; Insecta; Diptera; Calliphoridae.
UUAAGUGUUUUGUUCUUCUUCGUUGUUUGUAUUUUUAUUUUUGAAAAAACAUUUUUGUUUCUUUUUCUUAUUUAAAUAAAAAAAUUGCAACUGUUUCAAACAAAAUGAGUGCUAAAGAACUCGAUGAUAAAUUUAAACAAUGGAAUCCCAUGGAAAAUGACUACAAAAACACCAAAUUCAAUCAUUAUGUUACUGGUCCAGGAGCAGAACUCGAUGCCGAACUACAGCCCGGGCAACAAGCUUUGCAAAAUUGCAACAAAGCAAAUAAAGAUGAUAAUAAUGCCGGCAAAAAGCAGGAGCAACAAGCUGUACCAACGUUGAUAUUUCGGCACUUGCCCAAAGAUAUGACCAAGAAGGCAAUGCAUAACAUUUGUUCGCGGCAUGGUCGUGUUAAAUCUGUUCGGGACAGUACUAAAAAUGAUUAUUAUUUUGUGGAUUUGGCUACAGUAGCUGAUAUGGAAGCAGUUUUUCGUGCUUUGGAACACAAUAACUAUGGUUUUGAAGUAUUAGUGGGGAAAAAUAAAAAACCAUCAGAUGGGGAAAGAAAUAAAGUGAAUCAAAAUUAUAGCCCAGUACCACCACAGAACACGGGCAUUGAUUAUCAAAAUCGUAGUUAUCGUACAUCGAAAAAGCAACAUCCUCGUCCGAAUGUUAAGGAAGACUCGCUUAUUAAUAGGAACAGCGCCAGUGCAGUUGAUACGGGACUUCCUUUGCAACUUUUGACAGAUGAUGCCCACAGUUUGGAGCGUCAGGGUCUUUAUAAAAUGCCAAAUAAUCAGAAAUUUAAUUAUCGCAAUGGUCGUUCUUAUGUAAACAUGCCGGAGAAUACAAAAAAAUUUAUUGAGAAAAAACAUAACGAAUCUUCGGGUACUUACAAUGGCACCUCCAACAAAUAUGAACAUAAACCAGGAAAUUGUGUAAUGGCUAAGGACUUCGAUAGAUGUUCUGUAUGUUUUUACGCUUGUGACACUGUCUGCAGCCGCUGUUCCCAGCACUAUUGUAGUGCUGAGUGUCAAAUAAGUGAUUGGCCUCAACAUCGUUAUAAAUGUGGAAAACCAAAACAUUUACAAAAAACUCCACCACCAAAAAAACCAAACGAAUUGAACAAAAACUCCUCAAAUAAUUCAAAGAAUACGAAUAAUGAAAAUCUUACAACUACCAAAGAAAAAUUAACGAAAAACAACGAAAGUAAUUCUAAACAACAAUUACCAAGUUCUUCGAAAGGUUUGGUCAAUAAACCUACAAGUUUGAAUGGAAACGAUUUGCAACUCCCAAGUAGCUCUAAAAUCGCGACAAACCCAGAAAAGCAACCUACAAAUGAUUCGGGAAAUUCUACAAAAAGUGCUGCUCAGCAAAAUAUGCCGCGUAGUGGUAAUAUUGUUACCAUAACAGCAAUUUCAAAAACCAACGUAGUUUUCAUACGUUCCAAAACUUAUGAUGACAAUUUGAGUUAUUUCAAUACAAUCGAUUCUCUACAAGCUAUAGGUAAAUUGCUGCAGCCUUUGAAAUCUCCACCUAAUUGUGGUCGAAUGGUUAUUGCCAAAUUUGAAAAUCAAUUCAAUCGUGCAUUGGUUCUACAGGCCACAAAUGACGAAAGAAUUUUAAUUAUUUUUGUGGACUAUGGUAAUUUGGAACAAAUGAAAUUGGAAGAUUUAUAUGAAGCACCCGAUGAGUUUGUUUCAAAGCCACGUCAUGCUAUACCAGUUUUGUUAAAAGAUGUUCCUGAUCUGCACAUGACACAAGAAAUACGCAAAUUUAUGUAUACGUACUUGCAUAAUAUAAAUGUGGAAAUACGCUAUAAACCAGAAGAUUUUCUUGAAACCAAUCAAAUUUAUGCUGUGGAACUAAUUGAUGAGAAUACUCAACAGAAUUUAAAUAAAAUGAUUGUUAAAUUAUCGAAACCUAUGGAACCACAAAAUUCCAAUGAAAUAUGUAAUCGUGGGUAUUUGGAGCAAAAAGUUUUACCCACUGGUGAUGAUGUGGAAUUUUUUGUUAUGGACAAUUCCUUAAUGAGUUCUGGCUGCAUAUCUUGCACCAUCAAACCCUAUGUCAUUGAAAUACAAAAAUUCCAAAAAGAAUUACAAACCUAUGCAGAAUCUAUACCCGAAGAAGCUUAUACACCAAGAGUCGAUGAACUUUGUAUUGCUCGUUAUAGUUUAGAUGGUUUAUGUAAUCGGUGGCAUUUGUUUAGAGCCGUAGGUGAUGGUCAUCCUCUAUACAUUUUAGUUGAUGAUGGUAAUAUGACCAUUGUACCAAUUGAAAAUAUACGCCGUUAUCCGAGGCAUCAUAUCUAUUCUAUCUAUCUUACAAUUUGCAAACUUAAUAUCUUGUUAUGCUUAGGUUUACCAGAAGAAUGUGAUGAUAAACUGAUUGCCAAACUUGAACAAAUAAUUCCUAAUAAUGAAAUUAUUAAAUGUGACAAUGUUACCACAAUCGAGGGAGAGAAUUUCUAUAUCAUUUCUUUGCCCAAUGUUAUCAGGGAGUUAAAUGUUUGUGGUCUUCUUGAAAGUGAUGAGCGUGUAAUAAAACUAUAAAUGAAUUCACAACCUUGCCGUAAAGGAGGAUAUGUUAUAUGUGAUUAGGAACAGAACUUUGUUAUGAACAUUCUGUUAAAAAAAUGAAUUAACCCACGUAAAAAAUGUCGUAUCAUACAUUUAGAUGUCAUUCCAUACAACAUCGAUUGUGAAUUGAACAUAUACAAAAACAUAAAUAUUUUUAUAACUUCACGAAAUCUGGCUAUUCCAUAUUAUUGUUUAGAUUAAGAAAAUUAUUCUAAAAUAACAAUUCCACGUAAUUAAAAAAAGAUUUUUAAAAUUUUUAAGAAACUAAAUUUGUUAACAGAUUAUUAACUUUAUAUACAUAUAUUUUAAAUGUUUAGAACAUUGACCUUGUUAUAAAUGAUU